Molecule: messenger RNA, 5148 nt
Organism: Arxiozyma heterogenica
Lineage: Eukaryota; Fungi; Ascomycota; Saccharomycetes; Saccharomycetales; Saccharomycetaceae
Gene: MON2
Product: Mon2p
Exons: 1
Coding region: 1-5148 (1715 amino acids)
Source: RefSeq, a predicted model, not a curated record
AUGAGCAUGUCUCAAAAACCUGGAACAAUUCCAUUCACUACCCUUCAUAAACAAUUAAGCCAUGAACUAACUGUGUUGGCUUCUGAAUCUAAAAGAAGGAAAAACUCUCAAUUAAAACAAACAUGUGAUAAAUCUAUCAAUAUUUUGACCACAGUACACAGUAAUGAAGAUUUAAUAAGACAUCCUGAUUUUAUUGUCCCAUUUAUCUUAGCAUUUUCAUCAAGAAAUGUUAAAUUAACUUCAAUUGCUAUACAAUGCCUACCAUUAUUAUCUAGUGUCCAAUGUAUUCCUAAAGAGAGACUCUCGGAUUUGUUAGUCUCUUUCGUCGAAGCUACUCACUUGGCUACAGAUAUUCAAUUGAAAAUACUACAAGUCUUACCACUCUUUUUUAAAACUUAUGCAAGAUAUAUAUAUGGUCAUCUUGUAACUAAAUUGUUACAAUGUUGUUCCAAUCUAUUUUCAUUGGCUAACAAAUCCAUAAUGGUCACAAGUGCAGCCAGUGCAGCUAUGCAACAACUGAUAGAUGAAAUUUUUCAAAGGUUAUCUUAUGAGUGGAUUACCAUUAUUCAGAAUGAUAUAUCCGGAGCAAACAAUAAUAUUAAAAACGUAAACUUAAAUGAUUUAGAAGAAUUUCAAGAUAAGUAUUCUGUUUUAAUUAACAAUCAGAAUAUUAAUGAUGACAAUUAUAUCAAGGUAAAUACUUAUAGAUAUGAUGCUAAUAGAAUUUUUGCAAAUCUCAUAUCUUUGUUAGAUAACCAAUUUCAGUCUUCUUCCACUACAGUCAUUGCCACUAGUACAAUCUCUUCUUCUAUAAACACAAGUAAAGACAUUGAUAAUACUAAUGAUGGCAAUAUUUUAGUUCUAAAAGAGUUGCCAAUGGAUUACGGACUAGAAAUAUUAGAAUCCAUUUUAGAAAAUAAUAUGUCUGUAUUUUUAGAUUACCCAGAUUUACAAUUUUUACUAAGAGUUAAAGCAGUUCCUUUUUUACUAAGAUGUAUAACUACCACUCAAAACUUCCCAAUUGCCGUUAGAUGCUAUCGUUGUAUUAAACUUUUGUUAAGAAAGGAAUAUUUAAAAAAUUUAAACUUAGAAUUACAGGUAGUAUUAUCUCUUUUAAUUCAUGUCAUGCGUAUUGAUUCUAAAGCUCCCGACUGGCAACGUGUACUUUCUCUGGAAUUGUUUAAUGAUCUUUCUGAUGAUUUCGAACUUGUUACACUGUUUUAUUUAAUGUAUGAUAACAGCAAUACUAAGAAUAACGAUAAGGAUAAUAAUCACAAUGGUGACAAAAUGACCUCCAUCAUCCAGACCUUUCUAUUAGAAUGUCUGAAUAUUCUUAAAUCGAAUGACUAUCAAUCUAUACUGAGUAUUUCUGAAAUAAUUGAGGUUAUGGAUAUGCCCAUAAUUACUCAUGAUUUCUCAUCAUCUUCAAAUUCAAGUUCCAAAUUUAUACAGUUACUUGAUAAAGUGUCACCGCCAUCCAUUAACAUCACUUACAUAAUUUGGUUAGUAUUAUCGAUCACAGAUAAAUUAUCUGAAGAAUUAAGUGAAUUAUCCUUAAAGAUAUACACAAAUCGUACUGACAAAAAUAGUGAUCUGAAUAGAAAUACCAUGAUAGCCAUAUACACAGGAAUGUUCGAACAUUUAUUUGAAUUAAAUAAAAUAUUUUUAUAUUCUACUUCGUUAGAUAAUCAUCUUUUUCAAACUGUAGUAAGAUCUUUCCAAAAAUUGACUCACUGUGCUGGAAUUCUUCAAUUGUUGCCUAAUCUAAACAAAUGUCUAAAUGUGUUUGCCAAGAGUAUUAUUCAAAAUAUCCCACUUAAAAAUAUUCCACCUCUUACUAUUGAUAAUAAUAAAUCAGAAGAACCACUUGAUGAAAAAAUCCAACCUGCUGGCAUUAAUUUGAAUAAGGAAAAGGAGAAAAAUAGUAUAGAAAUAGAUGAAGAUACUAAUAAUAACAACAACAAUAACAAUAUUUCUUCUGCAAAUGAAUCCCUAGAAAAGCAUAAAUUAUAUCCAAGAAUAUUUACAUCAAGACAUGUGAAUCUGUUCAGAGCACUAAUGUCUUUAUCUAUUUCCUUAGGCACAAAUUUCGAUAAGGUUAGUUGGGAAUAUAUGUUAUUAACCUGGCAAUGGGUGUCAUAUUACAUCUAUGGACCCUCAAUUGAUUUUAUGGAAAGCUAUUACUCACAAGAUGUUCCGAUAGCACCUUCACUUUCCAGGAAUGAUAUCAAUUCGAUUGAGGUUGGGGUAUUAAAAUUAUUUGAAAACACACCAACAUAUUCAACUAAAUCUUUUAAAACAUUAAUACAAAGUUUGAAUAAACUAUCAGAUACCACAUUAAAUAACAUAACUAAAAGUUAUUAUCCUGUAAGUUUGGACGGUACCAUAUUAUCCUGUGUUUAUAAUAAAGGUUUUUAUAUUACCCAGAUUGGGGAGAUUUGUUCUUAUAACACAGAAAGAUUCUUAAACAAUAAUAAAGGUAAAAAAUGUUGGGAAAUGAUUAUGUCUUACUUUGUCAAAUUAAUCAGUUCAAGAAAUAUCCCGAGUUAUUCUUUACGCCAUUAUGUGGUUCGUAUUUUUAAUGAUAUUAUCAAGGGUGCUACUGAAGAGAUUGGAAUGAUUGAAGAUAUUAAUCUUAAAUCAUCAAAAUUCAAAUCACUGGAACAACUUGUUAUAAACGCUAUGAUGGACUGUAUAAGGUCGUUAUCACAAUUAACUACGUCAAAAGACGAUAUUUACCAAGGUGUCAUUAUCACUGAUGCUGAAAUUAUAUUGCAACUAUUGCUAUCUCUCAAAGGAAUUUUGAAUGAAUUUGGUGACAUGAUUACUGUAUCUUGGCCAGUGAUAUUUCAUAUAAUCAAUGUCCCAUUUGAUUUUUGGUCAAAUAAGGCGACACUUAUUGAAUCUCAAGACAUCGAAGAUUCAUCACUGUUAUCAGGAUUGCAACAAAAAAGAAUGGAAAUGAUUCAAGGUUCAUACGAUGUUUUCAAAUUGAUCUCUGAUGAUUUCCUUCAAUCAUUACCAUUAGAAACUGUCAGGUAUGUUAUUGAUACAUCAAUUAACUAUGUAAAUCAAGAUAUGAAUUUAAAUAUCUCAUUUUCUUCAAUAAGUCAAUUUUGGCUAGUUAGUGAUUACUUAAAGUCACAAUUCAAAGAGGAGUUUCGUGACAAAAUAUCUGACAAUUUUGAAGAUAGAAUAAAUGCCGGCAGUCUCAUGGAAAUAAUUACUUCAAAAGAAACAUCGUUAGUAGAUUUUUAUAAUGGUUUAUGGAUUUAUCUUUUAGAGAGUUUAGUUAAAUGCUCAAAAGAUAAGCGACUUGAAGUCAAGAAUGGUGCAAUUCAAACUUUUUUUAGAAUUAUUGAUUCACACUCAAAUUAUUUGCCAAGUUGGAAACUGAUAUAUCUAGUAGUGAUAAAACCACUUCUUACUAUGAAACAUCAGGAGGAAGAUUUAUCACAAUAUAUUGAUUUUUAUGAUAUUACUAUAAGUGGAUUGGUCACUUUAUAUCCUACGUACUUUAGUGACUUUGAUUCGACUAGAGCUACAAUCAACAUAGAAGCAUGGAUUACGUUAUACGAUGCAUUACAAUACUUAUUUCAUUCUAAAUUUGCUGGAAUCAAAUUUGUGGCAAUAUCUAAUUAUAAAAGAACAUUAGAAUCAGUAUUAGAACUUCAAGAUAUUCCAAACACUUUACUCACUAAAUCAUGUGAACUUUGGUUAGAUUAUAAUAUUGUCUAUAGUGACUUUGGUGAACAACAAAAUUCAAAAUCUAAGAGUGAUUAUGAUUGUGUCUAUGAGUUGAUUUUAACUUUCCCUUAUAUAUAUCAACUUGUUACAAAACAUAAUACACUUUCGUCAGACUUUGUGGAACGUUCAUUAACCUUGUUUAAUACUGCAUCGAAAUAUCCUUUGCUUCCUCCAUAUUCUAAGGAUAACAUUAAACCUUCCAGCCUGCAAGAAAGCGUCUUAAAAGGUUUAAAAAAAUUUGAAAAUAGUCAAUCUAGUAAAAUUGAGUUAUUGAUUUUAUUUCAGUUGAGUUCUAUGACAACAUUAAUGUUUGACACAAGGGAAAAAAUUAUGAAAAAAUUAGCACCCAAAUUGUCUGAUGCUAGUUUAUCGAGAAUACCAACAUUUGAAGCUAUUAGUUUCAGAUCUUUAGAAGUUUUAUGCGAAAGAUUAAAUUUUAUUUCCAAUAUUCAAAUAAAGGUUUCUACAGAAAAGAUUGUUUUAAAGAUAUUACGGAAUUUAUCUGAUACAAUAAUUAGGAAACCUCUCAUUAUCUUACCAAAUAAAGAUGAUUUGCCAAUGUGGGUUUUAGCAUCUAAAUCUUUUAGAAAAUUAUCUCAACAUCUGUUUGAAUUACCAAUUCAAUCAUUAUUCAGUGAUUCAUUUAUUUCUGAAUUCCAGAACUUAUUUGUGAAAUGUUGUUGUCUUCCAAUCCAAAAAAGUUCAAGUGCAAGCGAUUUUAAAACUGCAGACAAUGAUAUCUUAGAAUAUGAUAGCUUAAAAUCCAUUCUAUUAGAAAAAGCUGUAAUAAAGUUAAUGACUGAGGCUAGUAUACAUGAAUUCAUCUUGUGCGUAUGGAAUGCUUCCUUUGCAUACGUGCAUAAUGAUAUAGAAAACGCAUUCAUAUCUCAAAGUGAUCAGCCAGACAUUGUUAUAAAGAAUAUCUGUACUUUUGAAUACCAAAAUAUAUUUGGAUCAACAGUUGAAUCCAAAUUUUCAACAAAGAUUUCCUGUUCUAAAUAUUGUCUGGAUAACCUUAUUGAUUUCCUAUUAUUAUCUGACGAAGAAUAUAAACUAUUAAGACAUUUGACAGCACCAUAUUUAACUCUUAGAAUUGCUCUUGUUUUAAAAAGAUAUAUUGCAAACGAAAACUUAAUUGGUAGAGCCCCAAUUCCAAAAGUUAGAAAGAUUGAACUUUUAACAUUACUGAAUGGUCUUUGCAAAAUAUUUGACAUGAUAGUCGAUACAAAACAACACACCACUUACAAAGUCGAAAUUGAUAAUUUCUUGAAUUUACACCCCUUAAUAUUAAAAACCAUUCCAGUUGCACAUAAAAUAUCAGGAUUACAAGAUAUUGUCUUAAAUCUGUCUCUUCAUUUUGCCAAAUUAGAUUCCCUUUCAAAAUCAAAAUCAAAUAGUUAA